AUGCCGUCUGCAAAAGCAUUGGGGAAGCGCAAGGCCCAACCGGAAACUCGACCUAAAGACAAGCACAAAAAGGUCGAGAAGAAGACGAAAUUGAGAGACCGGAAGACUAUACCUAUCCCAAAGAGCACGUACGAAGCGGGCGGCAGCGAAGACGACGAGCUAGAAGAUGACUAUGAGCUGGACGAUGAUUUGGGAGAUGUAGCGGGAUUCAUAUCUAGUGCAGACCCGUCUGCCUUGAGCAGGUCGAUCAAGGAGACUCGGCGACUGCACGACCUUGCAAAGUCUCGAGAACCGCUGCCGAAACAAUCCCGUAUCAAGCCAAAGCUACCAAGCCUAGGAUCAGCCUCUACGGGGUCUUUCGACUCUGAUGCUGAGUUCCCUUCAGAUCUAGAGGAUGUCUCCGACUUGGAGAGUCUGGAUGAUGACUCGGAGGUUGACGGCCUAGAUUCUAUGAGUAGUGACUCGGAUGCCGUGGAUUACCGUGAUCGGAGGAAACGCAAAAAGGAAGCCAACGAGGAAGCAGACUAUGAGCGUGCCGGGAGGCAGCGCAUGGAGCGCUCACUUUCGGUGGAAUCGGAUUCCGUUCAAGUCAGUCGUUUACCCAUUAAGCUGCCUUCUGGGCAGAUUCAAAAAGUUGAGGGAUCGACAAAGAUCACUUUGCCUCCGACGAAAAAGCCACGACCGCCAACACCGGAAUCCACGGAAGAGAGCGAAGAGGAGCUAGAGCCGACCACGGAGGAAUUGACUCAUCGAAUGGCGAGCCAAAAGGGCAAGUUCGGUCGUCUCGGGAUCGCGGAAAUCGCAGGACGACCCGGCUGGAAGAAUGCAGACAGACUGGCCGCGGCGAAAGAACAGAUCGCCUCGACAGGUGCAGAGAUCUUAGCUGGGGGCGAACUCAUCGACACAGCACCUCUGCUCACCCGAUUAUCCACGUUCAGUCUGCCGACAGUCCCCUCUCCUGACGAUGGAUCCAAGCUGCCUGUCCCUGCGUCCAUCAGAGGUCUAGCCUUUUUGUCUCUACUGGCUGUCUACAAAGACAUUAUCCCCGGUUACAGAAUUCGGCAACUCACUGCGCUGGAGGAGGCUGAGAAGGUACGAGACGAGGUCAAACGCCAACGAGAAGGAGAGAAGCUUCUCGUGAACACAUAUAAAGCUUAUCUAAAGACUCUGGAGACAGAGAUCAAAGCUCGGUCCACACUCGCAUCUCUCUGCCUCGGUUGCAUGUGCGAGCUCCUCACGGCGGUCCCACACUUUAACUUUUCGGAGAACAUCAUGGGAGUCUUGGUCGGUCGUGUGGCUCGCAAGACGUGGGACGACGAUGCCGAGUUGGUCUUUCAGACCGUCGUCAAAGUGUUCAAGGCAGAUGUCUCGGCGCACGACUCGCAGAUCUUGGUCCGACUCAUCGCUCGUAUGAUCAAGGAGCGCAAAUAUCAAGUUCAUCCAAAGAUACUGGGCUCUCUUCUUCAUCUGCGUUUGGUCAAUGAGCUUGACCCAAAACGCGAGACGAAGAGGGAUGAGCGAGAUCGCAAGGGCACCAAGAUGAAAGCGAAAUUUAAGUCCGAUGUAAGGGAGAAAUGGCGAACGAAGAACCAGAAGAAAAGGGACAAGGAGUUGAAAGAGAUCAAGAAGGAGAUGGCAGAGGCAGAAGCAGAGGUGAAUGAGGAGGAGCGAUCCCAAGUGCAAACUGAAACGCUCAAAAACCUCUUCGUCCUGUAUUUCUCCAUAUUAAAGCACCCGACCCCGACUCCACUGCUGGCCCCAGCCCUUGAAGGGAUCUCGCAAUUCGCUCAUCACAUCAACAUUGACUUUUUCAAAGAUCUCUUGGUCGUCCUUCGCAGGUUGAUAGUGGACGACGCGGACGACCUUGCGGCGAACCAGCGUGUCCGCUUACGAUUGAUCGCUAUCAUUACCGCCUUUGAUCUGUUGUCUGGACAAGGCGAAGCAUUAAAUAUUGACUUGACCGAUUUCGUCAACGCCCUCUUUGCUCUUCUUAGACCGCUCGCGCUUGACACUGGAAUCGAGGAUCCACCAGACGGCACAGUUCCAUCUCGACUGAAUGCUUCGACAUCCGCGCUUAUGUUUGAGUGUAUCGAGACGAUUUUUUUCUCCCGCGUCAACAAGUCUUCCAUGCCGCCUUGGCGUCUAGCAGCGUUCGCGAAGCGUUUGACAGAGUCUGCCCUACUCCUACCGCCCCAAAGUGCUCUCAAGGCCUUGGAAAUCGUGCGGACCAUGAUGAUCAAAGAGUCAAAAUUGGAAGGCAUGCUGGAUACCGAGGAGCGUAUGUUUGAUGGAGUGUACAAGCCGGAAUUGGAUGACCCGCAAUUGACGAAUCCUCUGGCGACGAGCUUGUGGGAAGUCGAGGUGUUGGCGAAAGAACAUUGGGACCGUCGUGUCAGGACAGAGGCCUCCAAAUUGCGGGAAGCAAAGUUCUGA
Messenger RNA from Kockovaella imperatae, 2433 nucleotides. RefSeq names its product CBF/Mak21 family-domain-containing protein. NCBI's taxonomy places the organism in Eukaryota, Fungi, Basidiomycota, Tremellomycetes, Tremellales, Cuniculitremaceae. Gene Ontology annotation, molecular function: chromatin binding. Bases 1 to 2433 code for a protein of 810 amino acids. The record is from RefSeq and is a predicted model, not a curated record. The transcript is spliced from 5 exons. Gene Ontology annotation, cellular component: nucleolus. Gene Ontology annotation, biological process: DNA replication initiation.